UUUUCUGCCGCGAACAAUGAAGCAACAGAUUGUCGCUCCAAAAAAUUUCGACUUUUGAAUUGCGCGCGUAGAGCGAUCGUGCCGGUGCAGUUUCCAUAUUGCGCAAAAAUGCAUUCUUCAAUCUUUGCAGACACAGCUCGAGACCUCUCUGGCUCGGCCUAGAGUUUUGGAGUCGUUCAAGGCGCAUGCGUGCGUUCUCCCCCGUGUGUGUGUGUAUUUUUUUUUCGUCAAUUAGAAGUAACGGUUGCACGUUAGAAACUGGAAAAUCAACGAAGCGCGCCCGCCAGCCCGCCCGGCCCCAACGCAGAGUGCACACCAAGAUACAUUUUGUAUCUGUAAUUUGUGAAUUUUCGGUUUUCUUUAUUUCGUUUCGUUCCGUUUCGUUGUUUCGCUGUUGCUUUGCGCAACAAGUGUGUGCCUCGCCCGCCUCCAAACACGAAGCGAAGGCAAGACGAAGAAUAAUGAUCAAUUUAAUUCAAUCAGCGAUCCCAUCAACCUGCAGCGAGCCCAUCCAAACCAAACCAAACAGAUCCGAUCCCAUCCGAUCCUCGUGUGUGGCAAGUGUAGGAGAAUCUAACGAAAAAGUGGCUGCCAGUGCAAACAAAUAGAAUCGAGCAAACAGCAAAUACCAACAAUACCAACAAUACCAACGCGUUUUGUGAGCCGGUUUAGUCAUUCGCGAGUUCCGAGAAUCCCACUGGCUGGCGAAAAACGUAACUUUUCGAGAUACAUUCCCAGCCAGAACAGCUGUUGUUGGCUUUGAGCGCUGCUUACUUGUCUGCCACUUACCCUGAAGCUCCGUGUAGCCAGGUGAUAAGAUAGCUCCGCUCCGUUUAGCGAUUGGAACGAAAUACCAACAAAACGGGCCAAGAAAAAUUGCACAGUUUGCGAUGUGUCUUAAGUAAAACUCGCAGCAUUAUCUUAUCGGCUGACCAUUGAUUGGGCUUUGCCUUUUCCGCUCCAUUCGGCUCGGCAUUCGCAGGUGAAGUGAAGUGAAGUCAUUUGCGCAGCCAUAUUAGACCAGCCCGCGGACUGUGGAGUGGGGUGCUUCGACAAGGCCUUUAGUCAGCGCCAGUCUAGAUACAAUAUCUAUAUCCCAUAUCUACGGGAAUAUCUAAUGCCGCCAGUGCAAAGUGCUGCAAGGAGAAGCAACCAACAGAGAAAAAACCAUUCCCAGUGCCAGUGCCAGUGCCAGUUGCUCUGCAAUCUUUGUCUAAAUUUAGACAAAGCCAGAGCCAACCUAACCAAACGUAACCAAACCAAUCCAAACUGAAGUGAGCUGAACAAGGCCUUCUGGCCAUAUACGAUUGUAAAUCAAGUAUUUGGCCCCCAGAAGGAGAAGCGAAGCUGCGGAAGAAAGCCCCAGCAUACCAGGAUGGACAUAGAAUCGGAUUCAGACACCUCUGAGAGAUGGGAGGACUUUUUUGGUAGCACCACAGAGCUGGCACCUUCGCUGCUGGGCAUCUACGACACAUUGACGAACAGCCUGGCUGCCAGCGCGGGCGUGGCAGCUCCCACUGUGACACACGAGACCAAGAGCCAGGCACAGGCACAGGCACAGGCCCAGCUCCAGCUCAAGGCGCAGGCGCAGGCCAAGACGAACAUCAGCAGUGGCGAAUCGACGCCCAAGAGGAGCAACAGCAGCAGCAGCAACAGCUCCACAUCGAGCGGCACGAGUGUCUCCACCAGCGAUGAUCAGUCGGCCAGCUACUCGCUAACUGCCUCCAGCUCUCAGCUUGCAGCCAGCGUCCGUGCCCCGCCCCUGGUGGUGGCUGGUCUGCGGGACGAACCGGAUGGGGCACAGCUGAGCCGCCUGGUGCAUCGGCGACAGGAGCUAGGCAGCAGCAACAGCAGCCUCGCCUCGAGCGGCAGCCGACGCGGCAACAACAUUCGCAUCCUCUCGGCCAACGUGCACCGCAUCAUCACGCACUCGGACGCCGAGCCCGUGGAUGCCAUUGACAUUGAGGCACUGCAGCAGCCGCAGCCUCAGCAGUCGCAAUCAUCCCCGCAGCUAUCCCAAAGGAGUCCCACGCAGGGACGCUACGUCAAGACGAGCAGCAGCAGUGGAGGAGGCCAUCCGCCAGUGGCCACGUCCACGUCCAAGCCCAAGCUGAAGCUUUCGCACAUCCCCCUGUCCAAGAACACGGGCAAGCUGUUCACGCAAGGGGGCCACGAACUGGAGCCCACCUUCGGCGCCAGCAACGAGUACGUCAACUCCCUGACCUUUGCCGCCUCGGAGAAGGCGCGAAAACCACAUCCGGCGACACCGUCGGACGACGACAGAACCCCCACGAACAAGAGCGUCCCCGGAACCCCGUUCCACUUUGAUGGAAAUCCCUUUUCGCCGCGCAAACUGACGCUUCCCCGCUACGAGUCCCAGCAGAGCAUCAAGCUGAUCGAGAUGGAGCAGCUCGCGGCCACCAGUGUACAGCUGCAGCACGCCCGUCCAGCCACCCCAGGCACACCAGCCACCCCCUCCACCCCCUCAACCCCCUCCACGCCGGCCGCCCCUCUGCGGCCCAAGGAGUUUGUGUGCAGCGAGCCCCUGAGCCCCAUGGAGCUGGUGGACACCAUUAACUUUGACCUGGUCGCCCAGCACAUCGAGCGUCUCACUCUGGCCGAUUUGGGGGUCAACGCGGGGCCGAAUGCGGAGCUGAUCGAGGCCGUUAACAAGCCUCUGAUCAGCAAGCCGCUGGUGAGAAGCUCCUCGGCCGCCUGUGCAUCAACGAUCACCAGCUCCCCGCUGCUGACCUACGCCCGCACCAAGAGCCUCAGUGCCAAGGCCUCGACCCUGGGCGCGGGAGUGCCCCUGAAGCUGCCCACGGCCGAGCAGCUGGCGGAGCUGGAGGAGGCCAACAAGCUGUCGGCGGAGAGCUUGGACCGCCUCACGGACAUCAAGCCAAAGUUUGCCGCACGCCUCAGCGAGCGCCUCAACAACCGCCCGCUGUCGUCCUCCUCCAUCUGCUCCACCUCGUCCAGCUCCAGUUCGGGAUCCGAUCAGCUGCUCCACGGGAAGCACGCUGCCACCUCGUAUCUGGCGAGUGUGGAGAGUCUGGCGGAGAGCGAGAAUGAGCUAGGGGAUCCCCACCACCAUCAUCCGCACCACACGGUCUCAAUGAGUGUCCUGGAGCGGGCUAGCCUGGAGAUCAUCGACUCGGAGCGCAGCUUUGUCGAGGACCUGGGCCAGGUCAUCAAGGGAUACCUUCUGGAUUGGAAGGAGCGUGCCUGUCUGCGUGUGAGCGAAUUGCAAAUACUCUUUGCCAACAUUGAAGAGAUUUACGAAUUCAACUCGAUGCUGCUGCAGCGACUGAUCAACUCUGGGAUGGAGCCGGGCAGGAUCGCCAGAUGCUUCAUAGAUAUGCGCGAUGGCUUUGAUGUGUAUACAACCUAUUGCACCAGCUACCCGGAAGCCAUCUCGCUGCUGACCAAACUGCUGCAGGCAACGCACACGAACUCCCUGCUGGCCUCCACGCAGAAGAUGUUGCAGCACCGUCUGCCCCUGGGCUCCUAUCUUUUAAAGCCAGUGCAGCGCAUCUUGAAGUACCAUCUGCUCCUCGACAGCCUGCGCAAGCACUGCGAUGUCAAGGAGGUGGCCGAGGCCUAUGCGAUCAUGCGCCAGGUGGCGCACAACAUUGACCAGGUGAAGCGCAAGCAGGAGCAGCACAGCCGCGUCAAGGAGCUGUCCGGCAUACUGGACGGCUGGCUGGGUCCGGAGCUGACCGUUUUGGGGGAGCUGCGCCAGGAGGGCCUCCUAAUGGAGCAGCACAACAAGUCGCGUCUGGUGCUGCUCUUCGCCACCAUGCUGAUCAUCACCAAGCAGAAAGAGGACGGACGUCUGCAGUUCAAGACCUACAUACACCAAAACAAUCUGAUGCUGAGCGAACACUUGCCCGGGGAGCCGACCAGCUUCUACGUCAUACCCUUCGAUGAGCCGCGCAAUCAAAUCAAGCUGACGGCCAGAAAUCGUGACCAGAAGCGUAUCUGGACGCAGCACAUUAAAGGUGUCAUGCUGGAGAAGCUUGACAUACCCAUGCGAGCCAAGGAGCUCGUCUAUCAGCUGGGUAACGAGGAAGAUCGCACGCCGGACCGCAGCACGUGGAAGUGGAGUCUCCACUCCAGCAGCAACUCCACGCCCACGUAUCUGGAGCGUCGCAACGCAUGUCGGCGAAGCGAGAUCCGCCAGCGCAACUCCAAGGGCAAGCGCAAGACGGUGAGCAAUUCCACCUCCUUCGAUAGCUCCUUCAACGAGUCCCUGGAGCUGGACCAAAACCAAAACCAGAACCAGAGCGCGCAGCAGGAGUCCAAGGCCUCCAAGCCCUCCAAGCCGCUGUCACGCAACAACAGCCUGGACGACACGGCCCUGCAGAAGCUGGCCGCCGCGAUGCGGUAUCGCAAGCGGGAUGGAUCUGGAAAGGAGGUGACCAAGUCCCCGGCAAAGGAGGCGUGCAAGUGUCAGCAGGAGGAUCAUCAGGAUCAGGCGGACCAGUGUCUUUGCAUUCUGCGCGAUCAACGUAGUCGCAGUGCCAAGUCGCAGUCGCCAGUCUUUAGCUACAAGGCGCUCAAGGAACGCAGCAAGUCUGUGCCACGCAUCGGCGGAUUCAGCCUGGACGAAGAGGCAGAGCAGGAUCAGGAGCAGGACGAUGACAGCGCCGCCUCCUUGCGGGGCAGCAAGCCCGAUCUGAGCGAACGCAAGGCCAAGGCCAAGGGCUUCUUCGAGGUGAAGCAAUACAACAACAAGACCAUGCCCAAGCGGAUAGCCACACUCAAGAAGCAGCGCACCAACAGCAAGAGCUGCUCCAAGUUCUACAUGGAUCUCAGCGAAUUCGACAGCAGCAGUUCCACCGUCCUGAAAAUAACCGAGUCCACGGAGGAGCUGCGGCCAGAGCAGGACAUAGAACUGGCCAAGGAGGCAGAGACGUUAAACGAGCCAACGUCCGAUGUGGUGGACCACGAUCACGAUCAGUAUUACAGCAACCAGGAACUGCUGUCGCCGGCGGAGAAGUCCAAGCGUGAUGCCCAGAUUGUACUCGAUCUUCUCAAGAACACCAAGGAGUUCGAGCGCAUCUACAACAAGCAGCAGAAGCGACGCGAGAGUCCUGUCAGCCCCGUCAGUCCAUUGUCCCCCAGCCAGGAUCUCAGUCGAGUGCCUGCCCUACCGCCACGGCCACCGUCUCGCUCCCCUCCGCCGCUGGAGCUGGAGGAUCAAGCCAAGCGACGGGCCGAGCUCGAGGAGCCCAUCUACGAAACCUUGCUACGCAACGUCCAUGUCCCGUACAAGUUCUCCCCCGUCCUAGGUCGCGCCAAGUCCGCCCAAAUGCUGAAGAAGCGAAGCAAGACAACAUCGGCCGCCCCGCGUCCAGAGUCGGAUUACGUGACCUUGGUCUACUCGCCGGAGGGCGUGCUCCAGAGGGUGGGCGAGGAGGCAGUGCAACGGGACAGCUGUGGCUCGGAUGCCACGUGUUCCAGUUCCUCCUCCGGUUCCACCCUGAAACGGGACAGCCAGAAUACGGUGAUCAACCUUUGCCUAGAGGAUCAGGCAGCCCUCUACGCCCGCCCCAUACCAAAGAACCUAAUGAAGCGCCUGCUGAGCGGCGCCAACGGAGAGGGAGGCCCAGGCCACGAGAACGUGUCCAAUUCGGAGAGCUCCCUGCUGCCGCGUGCCCUCAAGUCCAUCGAUAACCUGACCCUGGCCUUUGGCCGCUCCAACCGCCCGCCGGAGCGACGUGUCUCCGAUGUGAGCGAGAUGUGCCGCCAGAGCGUGCUGCAUCGGCAGGGCAGCGAGGCGUUGGGCGAGCGAAUGGCCCACGUCGACUACGCGGACCCCAAGACCCUGUUCAGCCUGAUGGCCAUGGUCAACUCAGAGCGCGACUCUGUCUUCUCGCUGACCUCCUCCUCCAGCGACAGCAUGUGCGAGCAGCAGCGCAAGCGGUCCGUGGCGGAGCCACCGCCCACCAAUUUCGAGUACGAGCGCCAGGUGGAGGACAGUCUGGAGAAUGAUUUCCGCGACUCGGCCAUCUACAGUGAUGACAACGAGAAGCGCAGCGGCGACUACGACCUCAGGAGACCCACCAGCCCUCCUCCGCCACCACCACUCGGUCCACGACCCACCCCACCACCGCAGAUAGCCCCGAAGCCACCGAAGGAUGCCGUGCAUGAGCUGCUGUCCCACGCCCACCAGCACUCGCUCAAAAGAGGAGUCGUCGUCUGUCAGGCGGCAUCGCGCAGCUGGGUCCUCCAGCAGAUCGAGAACUUUAACAAGUAGGGUAAAGCCUGCAGGACACGAGACCCAUUGCCAUAAGCACAAUUCCUUUGUAAUAUCCAUCUGUACAGUACAUAAGCAAAUGCUAAUCUUAAAGAUACUACCUUUAGUCGACUGUUUUAUAAAUAGAUUGUAGAUUGUAGCAGAGUCAUUAAAUAAAAAUCUUAAUCACA
Drosophila miranda is the source of this 6432-nucleotide messenger RNA. RefSeq lists its product as uncharacterized. The transcript has 8 exons. Bases 1376 to 6262 code for a protein of 1628 amino acids. The record is from RefSeq and is a predicted model, not a curated record. Lineage: Eukaryota; Metazoa; Arthropoda; Insecta; Diptera; Drosophilidae. Gene Ontology annotation, molecular function: guanyl-nucleotide exchange factor activity.